Molecule: messenger RNA, 1799 nt
Organism: Diprion similis
Lineage: Eukaryota; Metazoa; Arthropoda; Insecta; Hymenoptera; Diprionidae
Gene: Myd88
Product: myeloid differentiation primary response protein MyD88
Exons: 7
Coding region: 83-1369 (428 amino acids)
Biological process (GO): defense response to Gram-positive bacterium; Toll signaling pathway; innate immune response
Cellular component (GO): plasma membrane
Molecular function (GO): Toll-like receptor binding; TIR domain binding
Source: RefSeq, a predicted model, not a curated record
CAGUCAGUCAGUUUGCGAUCAUAGGUUCAAAACACGGAAAUCACAAUAUUUCGAGCACAUUUCGAGGUUAUUUCAUGCUGCUAUGACGGACUUGUCAACCGUGCCAAUUGUUGCUCUCUCGAAUACAACCAAACAAUCAAUUUCAUCGUUACUAAAUCCUACAAAAUGCUUGCCAGCAGACAACGGAUUACUAAGAGAUUGGAGAGGAUUAGCAGAACUGGCAGGUUUGGGUGGCGUGGACCUACCCAAUCUGUCAUCCAAACCAGAUCCAUGUGGAUAUAUUCUAAGCAUAAUGCAAGAAAAAAGUGAGGGUCUUAUGCUCACUGCGUUUCAAGCAUUGUUGGAAAAAUUGGAAAGAUGGGACGUCAUCGACGAUACAGUCGCUCUAAUGGAGAAAGAUGCUGAGAUCUAUAAACAACAUUCGCAAAGAACGUCAACAUCGGCAAAUGCUAUUGACAAUCGAGUUGAGGAACAGAUCAUAACAUACGAUGAUUUGUGGCGAGUUCCGCAAGGCUUAGGCAAACAGAAAUAUGAUGCAUUUCUUUUAUUCGUUGAGGAGGACAUCAAUUUUGUCAAUGAAGUUUGUGAAAAGUUAGAAGAUGAAUUUAAUCUCAAGCUUUGCAGAAAAGAUCGAGACUUUAUAGUAGGACUUCCAUUCGAACAUAAUGCAAUAAUGAAAUUGAUAUCUGAACGAUGUAACAGAUUAAUUGCAAUAUUAUCUCCCAAUUUUGUAAGAAGUUCAGUCACCGAAUUUUUUAUCAAUUUCACUCAAGCACAAGCAAUAGAGACAAGGGCGCGAAAAAUUAUCCCUUGCUUUUACGAGAGAUGCGAGGUACCAGUCCAAUUGAGAUAUUACCACAUACUAGAUUUCAAAAUACAAAGCAAGAAUUUCAACUUUUGGGAAAAAUUAAGCAGAUCGAUAAAAACCCCAGAAGUUCGGUGUGGCGAAACAAGAGCAACUCCACCUGCCGUUGAGAAUUCAAAGCCUUGUAAAUUCCUGCAAGAUACAGAAAGGAACGGAUGUUCCAUGGUUGAAAAAGUUAAUGAGGAGAAAGGAACUCCUUGCAAAUCAUAUGAGCCGAAACGACCGUGUAAUGGGGAAAAUGUUGAGGUGGACCCUGAUGUGAUACCUGAAACAGUUGCAACGAAAUCGAAAGGACCGCUGGGGCUUUUCACGUUUAAAAAAUUCUUACUUUCCAAACAGAGUAAAGUAAAAUGUCCAUCCGAAGAAGCCGAUAAGUCCAGAAGUCUGCCCGCUCUCGACGUUGCAUCGCUUGGUUCGACGAAUUCCCUAUCGGAUUGCAGUAAAAAGAAGAAAACUACUAGUAAGAAAUAUAAGAACAAAAUUCGCGUUUUUUUGAAAUCGUGAUUGCGAAAUACGAUCUUUGUCCUAUUUGGCACGUCAUUAAACAAUAGAAGUUUUAACGAUAGUUGUUUAUAUUUACUUAUUCGGUGGAUGCACCGAUGAUCCUCGAAAAAUACUCUAUAAAAUAUAAAAUUUGCAUAGGACUCUGUUCUUAUAGAGAAGAUGUGCUAAUAAAGCCUAUCACGUUUCUGGUUUCGAAAUGGCAGUUGCAAACUUCCUCAUUUUUGGAGAUAUCCAAAAUCAAAUAUCUUUCAAAGAAGCACUGCGAUCGUGCCUUAUGCAAAAAAAUGAAGAGCCGGCUAGUUUUUUGAUAGAACUCGUUCUCAUCGCUAAAUAUAGCGUCAUCAAUCACUAUCAUAAAAUUUUUGAAAAACUUGAGCUUGAAAUUGCUUCAUGUAUUUCAUGACUUGUGCACAUGUUUCAUUAUAAGGAG